CAUGGCGGAACAUAGAGCAGGAAUUCCGCCUAUAUGACGAUCAAAGCGUUGAUAAACUGCUGACUUAAGAAGACGAACACCGCGGGUUAGAUCCGGUCUGUUGCAAAGUGUAAACGUUGUCCUCUGUGCUGAGAACCUUCAGCUGCCUUACGAGUAACUUGGCCCUUUUUUUUUUGUAUUCCCGCCAUGGCGGAAGUACAUCUGUGGUCCAGCUAAAACACUCACUCGGAUGCUUCGAGUUGGACCGGUGCCUUUUCUAUAAAAGUUAUCGAACUUGAAUGAUGGAUGCUUUGGACGAGCUGUCUUACGCAUUGGCGGACUUGUCAAUGUUCCCCUACUUUGACAUGGCGCACUAUAUUAUAUCAAUCAUGGCUUUGAAGGAGCAGCAAGGAACAAUGGAGGUGUCCCGCGUGAGCCCGUUGGCUUGCUGGUUCAGCUCCAUGAUAGUCUGCUUUGCUGGCACCGUACUGGCAGGCAUCAUACUGGCCGAACCACCUUUGGCGCCGCUGGCCAAAGGCUCCCAUGUUCUGCUUGCCUCUCUUGUCUGGUACCUCAUGUUCUACUGUCCCUGGAACCUGAUGCACAAAUGCGUAACCAUGCCCCCUCUUCGCCUGGUUCUGUCGGCAAUGAAGGAGGUGACGCGCACGUGGAAGGUGCUUGCUGGUGUCUCACAGGCACGUAGCAAAUACAAGGACGGACUGCUGAUCAUGAUCGCCACUGGCUAUGUCAAAGGAGCCGGAGGAGGUCUGAUCAUUAACUUUCAGCAGCUCAUCCGCGGGGCAUGGAAACCGGAUGCCAAAGAGUUUCUGAAAAUGGGCGCCGCCACCAAGGUGUCCAUGAUCGGGGCGGUGCUGUUUGCUCUUCAGCAGUCUCACUACCUGCCUAUACAAACGCGCCACCUGAUGCUCAUCUACACCGUCUUCACUGUGCUCAACAAGACGAGGAUGAUCUGUACGGGGUCGGCGACGUUUCCCUUCGACCCCAUCGAAUCGGUGCUCCACAAGACUCUCUUCGUUGGCUUUUCUCCCUACGCCGCUCUCACCGCCGCCGCGACAACUAACGGCUCAGCUGGUGUGCCGACCGAAGAGCGUCACGGACCUCGCACCAGCGUAGCGAGAGCGCCAGUUCAAACCGAAAACAUGUCGGAAAAGAAGAGCAACUGAAGAUUUGUCAUUGGAUUGACGUUAACUCAUUGGCUGACAUUGACGGUGUUGGACAUCCAAUCCAUUUUGAAUAAGAGGGGUGAAUGGUAAUGGAUUGGACGUCUAGCGCCAUCAAUGGCGCUGAAACGUGAGAAUUCACAGCCAUGAGUGUCAUUUGGUGGAAUGUUUUGUCUUAUGCGAACUCUCAUCAAGCCUGGCCUUAUUUUGGAGCAUUCGGCCCGUUCUUAAGUGAUGCACAUUUUGCUGCAAAUCUGUCUUAAUUCUCAAUAUACAGUAUGUAUUUAUUAUAUUCAGAAAUGAUGGUUUUCGCUCUGGGUUUUGGGAUCAAUGCUGAGCACUUGAAUGGCUAUUUCUGCACGUACAUAUUGUAAUACUUGUUGAAAUGCUAUUUUUCCUACAAUGCAAAAUAAUAUAUAUCAUUCUAUGAGAUUUUAUACGUUAUUCUAUUUUAAGUUUUCUGCACUUUCAAAAAUGGGCUAAAACGCUUUUUGAUGAAUGCCUUGUAAGAAAAAUUUCAAUGAAAAUGCAAUUGACUAUCAAGAUGUAGCAACAUUUGAAUGUGACUAUUUAUAUUGAUCGGAUCAGACGUGUAACGCCGUCAAUGGCAGCGAAUGAGUGAAAUAAAAUGUGUGAACUCCAUUAUCAAAUGCAAAGUUACAUCAGUUUAACAUCAGCACCUGGUGCAGCAGGAUCCCGCAGUGAACCCAUGUGAAGAAACAAAGACAAGCAAAGCUGAUGAAACUGUAGAAAUGAUGCACCUGCCCAUCAUUUCAAAAUACACGUGUCUUUGCGUGUUCUCUUUAUUACAUGUAAAAAGCGCCAGACGGUCAAGUUGGAUCAAUUUUUUGCCGUUUUAUGGUGGUCUUUAUAGGGCACCCAUUGAAAUUAGAGUAGUCUGAUAUCUGCUGAUAAAAUUUUAAAAUAUAAUAUCGACAUCGGUUUUUCAUGAUCAGUUUUGAACAUAAGCAGAGUUUAAGGGGAGGGG
This is a messenger RNA of Corythoichthys intestinalis (scribbled pipefish), 2148 nucleotides long. It is a transcript of the gene tmem38b, whose product is annotated as transmembrane protein 38B. The transcript is spliced from 6 exons. Gene Ontology annotation, biological process: potassium ion transmembrane transport. Bases 279 to 1163 code for a protein of 294 amino acids. Lineage: Eukaryota; Metazoa; Chordata; Actinopteri; Syngnathiformes; Syngnathidae. Gene Ontology annotation, cellular component: membrane. The record is from RefSeq and is a predicted model, not a curated record. Gene Ontology annotation, molecular function: identical protein binding; potassium channel activity.